CCGGUGAAACCGCCGAAGUAGGUGAUUGAAGAAGGAUGAGUAAUUCGUUAGGACUUUUUCUCGGCGGGAUUUUCGCACUUGUCGUCGCAGGAUACAUUGCUCAAAGUCGUCUACCUCCUCCCAAACCCAAAAUUAUCGGCAUAGAUUUAGGAACAACGUUUUCUUGCGUCGGAGUUUAUCAAGCAAUCACAGGACAUAUUGACAUACUGGCUAAUGAAAAUGGCACCAAAGUCAUUCCCAGCGUCGUUGCCUUUACCGGUGAAGGAGUUUUGGUGGGAAAAAGAGCCUUAGAUCAAGCUGAACUGAAUCCAAGAUCGACGAUAUACGAUGCCAAACGAUUUAUUGGAAAGACGUUUUCGAAGGAAGACUUACAAAAGUUGUCUUCUCUCUACCAGUUUAAAAUCACUUCUGACGAAAAGAACAAUCCUAAGUUCGUGGUCGAAAGUCAUGGCAACGUUACUUUAGUAUCGCCAGAAGAAAUCGGAGCGGCUAUUUUGAGGGAGUUGAAGCGAACUGCCGAAAGAAACAUCACCAGGGCAGUGAAUCAAGCUGUAAUGUCGGUCCCAGCAGAAUUCAAUAUGGCACAGAGAAAUGCAACGAUCAAGGCAGCUUCUCUAGCUGGGAUCAAAGUUGUACGGCUUAUAAAUGAGCCCACAGCGGCAGCUAUGGCAUACGGACUUCAUAAAAAGGAACGAGUUUCUAAUGUUAUGGUUGUUGACUUGGGUGGUGGAACAUUGGACGUUUCAUUGCUUAACAUUCAAGGGGGAAUGUUUGUAACUAUGGCCAUGGCUGGAAACAACCGGCUAGGUGGUCAGGAUUUCAAUUCAAGACUCAUGUCUUACCUAAUGUCUGUUAUAGAAGAUAGGUUUGGCCAGGAACUCACAAAUGCUGAAGAUAUACAGCGUCUGAGACAAGAAGUUGAAUCAACAAAAAUUAACUUGACAACAGAGGCAGCAGUGACUAUAAGAUUGCCUCUGCCUUCUCUGGAUCAUGGGGACAAACAUGUCCUUUUCGAGGAAAUAAUCACAAGGUUAACUUUUGAAAAGUUAAAUGAAGACUUGUUUCAGAAAGUACUACAGCCCAUCAAAAGGGUAUUGAAAGAAGUUGACCUUCCAAAAGAAGAUGUUGAUGAAGUGGUUCUAGUUGGAGGAUCGACGAGGAUUCCUAAGGUGCGGCAGCUUAUUGAAGAAUACUUCAAUGGAAAGAAACCUAAUGUUGCCAUAGACCCAGAGCUGGCAGUAGCCACAGGGGUGGCGAUACAGGCUGGCAUCAUUGGUGGAAUGUGGCCUCUUCAGGUGUCAGCCUUGGAACUUCCAAAUCACAAUCUCAGAAAGAUUCAGAUUGAGUCCUAAUUUAUUAAUAAUAAUCUUCUUAACUUAUAGAAAAUCAAUGAGAGAUGAUUGAAGAAUUACAGAAAAUACUGUAAUCAUUUAAUGGGGACAAACUCCACAUAACUUUUUCUGGAAAAAACAUUUAAGCAAAAGUUGUCAAUCACAAACAUUUUUUUUUUAUCAGAUCCUGACAAUCAUUCAGAUUACUGUAAUAUCAAACACCAAUAGCCAUGUUCUACAUAUCUUCCCUCACUUGAGUCAUCACAUUACAGCCAAAAAUUCAUUUAAAUUGUAUACAUUUGGUAAAAGCCAUUAGAAGGAUUUCCAACUUUGUAGAGUUUUACAAGCAUGGCAGUUCAGAGGGUACUAAAGAUCUUUAAAAAUGUUGGGAAAGCUAUUCCCUUUGUAAACUAGAAAAUUAUUUAAUAUGUAGUCAUAUUCCAUGGACCAAAAGACUAUUGCAAGAUUAUCUACUCACAAUUCUCAAUUUUAUUUAUUUUAAGAGUUUAAUGUCUUAUAACCAAUUAUUUUUUUUAUAGACUGAGGUGUAAAAUCAAGUAAAAACAACACUUCAAAAAAGAGAUUUUAGUUUCUUAAAAAUUAUACUUAACUCAUAUCAGAUCAUGAUCUACCAGAAGAAAUGUUUUCUCUCAUGCAGGUCGUGAGAGUUUCAGGAAUACUCACUUAACAAUUGGCUAUGAUAUGAUUAUGAAAUUUCAAAACAAAAUUUCCUUACUUGUAAACACUAAACCCUUUGUAACAAGUUACCAUGAUUGUUCCUUGUGAUUUUGAUGUAAUUCUGUUCUCUCAUGCCACAUGUGAGUAAAUUAUAAAUUAUGUGCCACUAAUAUCUUUUAUUUAACAAAGACAGUGAAUUAUGUCAUUUGAAAAAUUUAAGACAUUUGUUUAUAGUAUAAACGUCUGUGAUAGUGUAGUUCUAUGAGGUUGCUGUCGAAAUUAUUUUAAUAAUUUCUGCCAAUAAGUUUGAUGUAUUAUCCAACAUACAGCUGAAGAGAAUGGAAAGAGGUUUAGCUGGUAGGCAUGACAUCAAAACAUAACAGAAAAUUUCUUCUCUAAGUUUAAAGAUGUUUCACAGCUAGAAGGCUGUUGGAGAGUUGUUGAAACAAAUACUACCCAGAGAAGCAAAUGAAAUGCCAGACAUAUGAGAGACCAUCAGGUCACAUCCUGUAAGUGAAAAUUAUUUAAUUCCAAUUUCCUGAAAUGUAUAUAUAUUAGGAACACAGUAAUAACACUUUGUGUAUUACAAACCACAUGUAGAUUUAUCUCAAGAAGUAAUUAAUAAAACAAGUUAAAACAGAGUUUUCUUGCAAAUUG
Messenger RNA from Pocillopora verrucosa, 2666 nucleotides. Its product is annotated as heat shock 70 kDa protein 13-like. Gene Ontology annotation, cellular component: cytosol; nucleus; plasma membrane. The record is from RefSeq and is a predicted model, not a curated record. NCBI's taxonomy places the organism in Eukaryota, Metazoa, Cnidaria, Anthozoa, Scleractinia, Pocilloporidae. Gene Ontology annotation, molecular function: ATP binding; ATP-dependent protein folding chaperone.